This is a messenger RNA of Ornithorhynchus anatinus (platypus), 2020 nucleotides long. RefSeq names its product ribosomal RNA processing 8 (gene RRP8). Gene Ontology annotation, biological process: rDNA heterochromatin formation; regulation of transcription by glucose; cellular response to glucose starvation. The coding region runs from base 40 to 1329 and encodes 429 amino acids. Lineage: Eukaryota; Metazoa; Chordata; Mammalia; Monotremata; Ornithorhynchidae. Gene Ontology annotation, cellular component: nucleolus; chromatin silencing complex; rDNA heterochromatin. The transcript is spliced from 8 exons. The record is from RefSeq and is a predicted model, not a curated record. Gene Ontology annotation, molecular function: methyltransferase activity.
GAGGGGGAGGGGCGGAGGAGCACGUGGGCCGCGCCCGUCAUGUUUGCCGAGCCGCCGUGGGCCCACGAGGCCCGGGGUCUCCGGGACGUCGUCGUCCCCGCCCCGACACACCCGCCCUCCUCCAAGCCCCAAAAGGGCCGCGGACAGCAGAAGCUCCUGGCCGUGCUGCAGAAGCUGGAGGCCGCGGCCCUGCCCCGCCAGCUCGCCCCGGCCUGGCCCUGUGGCUCGGAAGGCGGCGACUCCGACGACUCCUCCGGGGAGGAGGCCCGGGGCCGAAAGAAGAAACUCAAGAAGAGAAGGUCGAACCCGGAGGCCGAGGCCCCUGACCUCCACGCCAAGGCCAGCCCUCCCCCAGGGACCGGCAAGAAGCGGAGACGGAAACAAGGUGCCCCAGCCCCUGUGGACGAAGCCCCCACCCCAAGCCUCCCCGCCCCCGGGGCCACAGGAGGCCAAGAGCCUAAGGAGGGGGAGGCCGGGCUUCAGACCCCCGACCGCCCGCUUAGCCGGAAGCAGUGGCGGAACCGUCAGAAGAACAAGAGGAGGAACAAGAACAAGUUCCAGCCCUCGGGGAAGCAGCCGCCGCCCACGGACGCCGCGUCCGCGUCCGGCCCGGCCCCCGAGACCCCCCCGGCCCCCGAGGAGCCCGGCGCGGAGGCCCGGUCCCGGGCGGACGCCCUGAGGGCCCGGAUGGAGGAGCGGCUGGAAGGCGCCCGGUUCCGCUGCCUCAACGAGCAACUCUACACGGGCCCCAGCUCCGCCGCCCGCCGCCUCUUCCGGGACGACCCCGAUGCCUUCCAGAUCUACCACCGGGGCUUCCAGGCCCAGCUCCGGCACUGGCCCCUGCGGCCCGUGGAGGCCAUCAUCCGAAACCUGCGCCGGCGGCCCGCGUCCCUCGUGGUGGCCGACUUCGGCUGUGGCGAUUGCCAGCUGGCCUCCGGCAUCCGCAACCCCGUACACUGCUUCGACCUGGCGGCGCUGGACCCCCGCGUCGUCGUCUGUGACAUGGCCAAGGUGCCCCUGGAGGAUGCCUCGGUGGACGUCGCCGUCUUUUGCCUGUCGCUGAUGGGAACCAAUUUAAGGGACUUCCUGGAGGAGGCCAACCGGGUGCUGAAGCCGGGGGGGCUGCUCAAAGUGGCCGAGGUGGCCAGUCGCUUUGAGGACGUGCGGGCUUUCCUGGGGGCCCUGGCCCAGCUCGGCUUCAAGAACAUCUCCAAGGACCUGAGCAACAGCCACUUCUACCUCUUUGAUUUCCGCAAGACGGGUCCCCCUCAGGCCAAGGGGCGGCUGCCGGGCCUGGCUCUGCGGCCCUGCGUCUACAAGCGGCGAUAACCCGGCCCACGCCGUCCCCCCGGAGCGUGGCCCAGUGGGAAGAGCAGGGGCCCGGGAGUCAGAGGACCAGGCUUCUAGUCCCAACUCGGCCCCUUAACCUUACGCGGAGCAAAUCUCUCAACCGCUCCGGACCUCAGUGUCCUCCCCUGUAAAAUGGGGAUCCAAGGCCCCAUCUCCUUCCCUCUUGGACCGGGAGCCCCGGGGGGGACGGGGACGGCGAUCGCCUUGUGCGUAUCCCGGCGCGUGGCCCGGAGUAAGCACUGACAUGCCAUCGUCGUCGUCGCAGGUCAGGUGCGCGGCGAGAACGGUCCCCGGGGGGCUUGGGACCGAGGAAGCCGAGGCAGGGAGGCCCACGGAGGCCAGGAGCUGCAAGCCGGGGGCGUGACGGCCGUGGACUCCCUGCCCCCCGCCACCCACCGUCCCAAGGCUUCAGAGCACGAGGCUGCCUAAGGAUCCGGCGGAGGAGAGGAGGAAAGGAGCGGGGCCCCUUCCCUUCCUCCUUCUCUCUUCCUAAAACGAGGAUCAGCGCUCCACGGGGCAGGCGUGUUGGUGUCAGGGCAGGGUGGAGGACGGAAAGAUAGAUAGGGUUAGGGGUGGGUCUGGGUCACACCCCUGGACUGCUGGGGCGGACGGGCGAGGCCCUCUCCCUUUUUCAGCUGUUGUAGGAAAUAAAAACUGCCUGCCACCUGCC